Messenger RNA from Propithecus coquereli (Coquerel's sifaka), 1393 nucleotides. RefSeq names its product solute carrier family 35 (UDP-xylose/UDP-N-acetylglucosamine transporter), member B4 (gene SLC35B4). Lineage: Eukaryota; Metazoa; Chordata; Mammalia; Primates; Indriidae. The transcript is spliced from 10 exons. Bases 163 to 1158 code for a protein of 331 amino acids. The record is from RefSeq and is a predicted model, not a curated record. Gene Ontology annotation, molecular function: UDP-N-acetylglucosamine transmembrane transporter activity; UDP-xylose transmembrane transporter activity. Gene Ontology annotation, biological process: transmembrane transport. Gene Ontology annotation, cellular component: endoplasmic reticulum membrane; Golgi membrane.
GGCCGCGGGGGAAGGGGAGACUGCGGCGGUCCCCGGAGAGAGCGGCGCUCCGGGACCGUGCGAUGUUCUGUGCCGCGGCGGGGGCAGCUGGCCGGCUUCCUGGGGUAGCGGUAUAGGCGGGCGCUUCCUCUGCGCGCUCGCUCCCCUUCCCCUGCUCCAGCCAUGCGCCCGGCCUUCGCGGUGGGCCUGGUGUUUGCAGGCUGCUGCAGUAACGUGAUCUUCCUAGAGCUCCUGGCUCGGAAGCACCCAGGAUGUGGGAACAUCGUGACAUUCGCACAAUUUUUAUUUAUUGCUGUGGAAGGCUUCCUCUUUGAAGCUGAUUUGGGAAGGAAGCCGCCAGCUAUCCCAAUAAGGUACUAUGUUGUAAUGGUAACCAUGUUCUUCACUGUCAGCGUGGUGAACAACUAUGCCCUGAAUCUCAACAUUGCCAUGCCUCUGCAUAUGAUAUUUAGAUCUGGCUCUCUAAUUGCCAACAUGGUUCUAGGAAUUAUCAUUUUGAAGAAAAGAUACAGUAUAUUCAAAUAUACCUCCAUUGCUCUGGUGUCUGUGGGGAUAUUUAUUUGCACUUUCAUGUCAGCAAAGCAGGUGACUUCCCAGUCCAACCUGAGUGAGAAUGAUGGAUUCCAGGCAUUUGUGUGGUGGUUACUAGGUAUUGCAGCACUGACUUUUGCUCUUCUGAUGUCAGCAAGGAUGGGUAUAUUCCAAGAGACUCUAUACAAACAGUUUGGGAAACAUUCCAAGGAGGCUUUGUUUUAUAAUCAUGCCCUUCCACUUCCUGGUUUCAUCUUCUUGGCUUCUGAUAUUUAUGACCAUGCAGUUCUAUUCAAUAAGUCUGAAUUAUAUCAAGUUCCAGUCGUCGGCUUGACAAUGCCCGUCAUGUGGUUCUACCUCCUCAUGAACGUCAUCACUCAGUACGUGUGCAUCCGGGGCGUCUUCAUCCUCACCACAGAAUGCGCCUCCCUCACCGUCACGCUCGUCGUGACCCUGCGCAAGUUUGUGAGCCUCAUCUUUUCCAUCUUGUACUUCCAGAACCCUUUCACUCUGUGGCACUGGCUGGGCACCUUGUUUGUCUUCAUUGGGACGUUAAUGUACACAGAGGUGUGGAACAACCUAGGGACCACAAAAAGUCAGCCUCAGAAGGACGACAAGAAGAACUGAGGUCUGCCUGGAAUAGAGAGACCAUGUUGUAGUGAGGGAGGGAUCUGGCGAGGGUCCAGCCACCAUUUCACUUUUGUCAACACUGAAUCACCGCCAGUAUUGAACCAAACGUGCGCCAGAGAAUGCUCAGAAGGAGGGGACUUCUCAAAUCUCUCACGACUAUACAGACCAACAUUUGUAGACUCUGAACAGAAAUCCCUCGACCCUAAAAUAGAAAAGAGAACAGUUCUGUACU